CCCACCUCCUUGGAGACAACAAGCUUCUGACGUCCCCAGCAGCCUUGAGUCUUCAACAUUCUGGAAGCAUGGACCGUUUGGACUUGCUUGGGUUCCUCAUCAUCACGUUAAACUGCAAUGUGACUAUUGUGGGGAAGAUCUGGCUUAUCUUCAUGAUCCUGCUAAGGAUGGUGGUGAUCAUUGUGGCUGGGUCCCCCGUUUACCAGGAUGAGCAGGAGAGGUUUGUGUGCAACACUCUGCAGCCGGGGUGCGCCAAUGUCUGCUAUGAUGUCUUCUCCCCGGUGUCCCACCUGCGCUUUUGGCUGGUCCAAAGUGUGUCUGUCCUUCUCCCUUCAGUUGUUUUCAGUGUCUAUGUGCUGCACAAAGGAGCUGAGCUCGCUGCCCGGGGACCCUGUGGGCCAGAUGGUGGUUCAGAAAGCCAGGACCUCGCAGACCUGAGCCCCAGGGAUAGGCUCUGCCCUCUGCCCUGCAGGGAGGGGCGCAGCCUAGUGGUGCCAGACUUCUCCUAUGGCUACAUUGUGCACCUCUGUCUUCGGACCCUGGCAGAGACAGCUUUAGGGGCCUUGCAUUACCUCCUCUUCGGAUUCUCGGUCCCCAACAGGUUUUCCUGCGCCCACUCUCCCUGCUCUGGCUCAGUGGAUUGCUAUGUCUCUCGGCCCACAGAGAAGUCCAUGCUGAUGCUCUUUCUCUGGGCACUCAGCGCGCUCUCUGUGCUGCUCAGCGUGGCCGACCUGCUCUGCAGCUUGGGCAGGAGGACUCUCGGGGAGCCGGGACCUGCCGAGUGUCCCCGGGAAAGGAGGCCAGAUCCGGUGGUGCUGGAUAGGCUGGGGGAGGAAAGGGUGUUGCUAGCACACCGUGACCUGUGGACCAGAGGGCACGGUGCCCACAGCCCCAGUGGUCAGUGGGCUGUGUCGGGGCGGAUGGAGCUUCCAGAGGAGGAUGAGAGUGAGGGGCUGUCCUUUACCAGCGACAAGGUCUCCAGGGCUUGCACAGAGCCUGGUGGCAGGCCUCGCGCAGAGGCCCCUCCAGACUCCCGAAAUGAGCAUCCCUUAAAACCCCACCGUCUGCAGGCCCAGCACUGCCCGUCCAGUCUGUGGCAACCCUCAACCCGACAGGCUGGUGCUGGGAGCGCCCCUCUCCUGGGGACCAGAAGGUCCGAGUGGGUGUGAAAAGGGCGGCCAAGCAGUGCAGUGACUGAAAGACUCGAACCCUAACGUCACCUUGGCACGUGGAAAAUCUUUAUGUUCCUGGAGAAUAUCAACGGGCAGGAAGGCCAGCUGGCCUGUGACAAGGACUUCGUGGGACACACACAGACUUGUACUCUUGAUUUAUUUUAGAUCACCCUGUCUGCUGAAAGAAACCCUUGCAUUCAAAUUUGGACUGGAAGCUAAAAUGAUUGAUUGCAAAGUGUCAGGUUGCUUAGGGAUUUUGCUACAUCCUGACUGGCUUGUUAUCUUAUUCUUUAUCAUAGUAUGUGCUUUAUGUAAAGCAUGUUCUUUUACAUUAACAGAGUUCAUUACUGUUUUAAUAUUUUCCAGUGAAUUAUUAUGAGUCUUUUAUUUUUAUUUGUUUUUCAUUUUUUCCUUUUUGUUUAUUUUUCUGCUUGGAUAAAAAAAAAAGCAUCUUAAGCAUGUCAUCAGUAGAGACACAUUAGUUUAACUUCUCCAAACACCUUUAAUAAAAUUAAUGGU
Messenger RNA from Myotis davidii, 1691 nucleotides. It is a transcript of the gene GJD4, whose product is annotated as gap junction protein delta 4. The transcript is spliced from 2 exons. Gene Ontology annotation, cellular component: connexin complex. NCBI's taxonomy places the organism in Eukaryota, Metazoa, Chordata, Mammalia, Chiroptera, Vespertilionidae. Gene Ontology annotation, biological process: cell communication. The record is from RefSeq and is a predicted model, not a curated record. Bases 69 to 1169 code for a protein of 366 amino acids.